Messenger RNA from Diachasma alloeum, 1611 nucleotides. RefSeq names its product exosome complex component RRP43. Gene Ontology annotation, cellular component: cytoplasmic exosome (RNase complex); nuclear exosome (RNase complex). NCBI's taxonomy places the organism in Eukaryota, Metazoa, Arthropoda, Insecta, Hymenoptera, Braconidae. The transcript has 7 exons. The coding region runs from base 553 to 1371 and encodes 272 amino acids. Gene Ontology annotation, biological process: nuclear polyadenylation-dependent rRNA catabolic process; exonucleolytic trimming to generate mature 3'-end of 5.8S rRNA from tricistronic rRNA transcript (SSU-rRNA, 5.8S rRNA, LSU-rRNA); TRAMP-dependent tRNA surveillance pathway. The record is from RefSeq and is a predicted model, not a curated record.
AUGUACAUUCUGUGGUUACUCGUUUCAAUAUUUGUUUCGAUGCCAUCUAUCUAAUCAAUUAAAACACAUCUACCCGUUCACAGCAAGUUUUCAGAGAAAGUCGAACUACGAUCCAUUCGGAAGCUUACUACCAAUGAAAUUGGUAGAAAUGAAAGAAAGAGAAAGAAUUAUAACACAAAAGUAACAGUCUGAUGGCUUCUGCCAAAAAGGCUUCAACCCCUGCUUGUUUUUUAUAUCAAUGAAAUUACAAUAUCAAUGAAAUUACAAUCAUAAAUGAGUACUAAUGAUAAAUAUUCAAUUUAUCGUAAGACAAUUGUUUUGUUUUAUAUAAAUGAGUAGCUAGUAUAAUUAGUCAGUAGUUUUACGGACAUUCUAACGGCAAAUCACAAUCACCGGUAAUUUCUCAUCUCAACACAUGGGGUCAGUAUAGCCCAACAAACACUGGGCAACGUAACCUACAAAUCAUGACACUUUCGAAGCAUUCUCCUCAAUGUUUAUGACUCAUUAUUUACUAAUUAGAAGGAUUAUUUAGUACUUUGAAGAGGAUUCGUCAUGGCAUCGGUUUACAAGACAAUUUACCCGGUCAAGUACCUCAGAGAUCACUUGUCUCAGGAGAUAAGACCGGAUGGUCGAGAAUUUCUCGGCUUUCGACCGGUCAGUGUUAACGUCUCUUCAAUUAGUCAGGCAGACAGCUCUGCAAUAUUCAAAAUUGGAAAUACCACUGUUGUAUGUGGAAUCAAGGCUGAAUUGGCUGCUCCCAGAGCUGACGCUCCGGACUGUGGAUUUUUAAUCCCGAAUGUGGGAUUAUCUCCCCUCUGCUCCUCGAAAUUUCGUCCAGGGCCUCCGAGUGAUCAAGCUCAAGUGGCUACGAAGAUUAUUGACAAUAUCCUGUGGAACUCUGGAAUUAUUGACCUUAAGGAUUUAUGCAUCUGCAAGGAUAAACUGGCUUGGGUGUUGUAUUGCGAUCUGGAAUGCAUCGAUUCUGAUGGAUCGAUCAUUGACGCCUGCUUGGGGGCUCUCAUGGCGGCUCUAUCCGCUUUGACAUUACCUGCAGUUCUCCAUAAUGCCGAGUCGCAGUCGACCACAGUCCACCCCAAUAACAGAGCUCCUGUACCUCUAAAAGGGAUUUUCACGUCCACAACGUUUGCAGUUUUCGAUGAGAAUUUAUUACUUGCCGAUCCGACUGACGAAGAAGAAACUCAAGCUCUGGCCAGAUUCACAAUAGUCAUGAACAAAGACGAGUUGUGUUACAUCCACAAACCUGGUGGAGUUCCCAUCAGUCCAGAUCUCCUCUCAAAAAGCAUAACAAGAGCCAGAAGUCGAUCGGAGAACUUCAGCAGUCUAAUCGCCACAGCGAUAUCUCCAAAAUGAUACAAUAAAACGAACCAAAAAACGAAAAUAAAUCAUUGUAAAUCUUUUCUAUCACUUUCGAAAAAAUAUACUCCUCAUUUAUCAUUGAUUGAUACAAAUCUACAAGAAACGUUUAUUGCAUUAUUAUCAUCGUAAAUGAUCAAUUAUGUAAGUCCAUUUCAAUGAUUGCAAGUUCAUUCAGGACGAUCAGAGUCAUGUCAUCAUGAUCAUCAAACAUCCACUUAUAAAUAUCCCCGAGAA